AUGGAGAUCCGGCAACACGAGUGGCUCUCGUCCUCCCCCCACGAGGGCUUCGAGCAGAUGAGGCUCAAAAGCCGCCCCAAGGAGCCCUCCCCGAGCCUCACUCGAGUAGGUGCGAACUUCUACAGCAGCGUCAAACAGCAAGACUACAGUGCCAGUGUCUGGCUCCGGAGGAAAGACAAAUUGGAGCACUCCCAGCAAAAGUGCAUUGUGAUCUUUGCUCUGGUAUGUUGCUUCGCCAUCCUGGUUGCCUUGAUCUUUUCAGCUGUGGACAUCGCAGGAGAGGAUGAGGAUGGACUCUCAGAAAAGAAUUGUCAAAAUAACUGUCGAAUUGCUCUGGUGGAGAACAUUCCUGAAGGCCUUAAUUAUUCGGAAACAGCACCAUUCCAUUUGUCGCUUUUCCAAGGUUGGAUGAAUUUGCUCAACAUGGCCAAAAAGUCUGUUGACAUAGUGUCUUCUCAUUGGGACCUCAACCACAGUCAUCCAUCAGCAUGCCAGGGUCAGCGUCUUUUUGAAAAGUUGCUACAAUUGGCUGCUCGAAAUAUUGAGAUCAAAUUAGUAAGUGAUUCAACAGUCCAGUCAAAGGUUUUGGAAGACUUGAAAGUAAAGGGUGCGGAGGUGACAUACAUAGACAUGAACGCUUACAACAAAGGUCGGCUGCAAUCAUCCUUCUGGAUCGUUGACAAACAGCACAUUUACAUUGGUAGUGCCAGCUUGGACUGGAGGUCACUAGGGCAGAUGAAAGAACUUGGUGUUAUCUUUUACAACUGCAGCUGUCUGGUCCUAGAUUUACAAAGAAUAUUUGCCUUGUAUAGCUCAUUAAGAUAUAAGAGCAGAGUGCCUCAAACUUGGUCAAAGAGGUUGUAUGGAGUGUAUGACAAUCAAAAAAAGCUACAACUUCAGCUGAAUGAAACAAAGUCUCAAGCAUUUGUGUCGAAUUCUCCUAAAGUCUUUUGCCCUAAAAAUAGGAGCUUUGACAUUGAUGCCAUCUACAGUGUCAUUGAUGAUGCUAAGGAGUUUGUGUUCAUUGCUGUAAUGGAUUACCUCCCUGUCUCUAACACAAGCACUAAAAGAACUUACUGGCCAGAUUUGGAUGGGAAAAUAAGAGAAGCAUUAGUUUUACGAAGAGUUAAAGUUCGACUCCUCAUUAGUUUCUGGAAGGAAACAGACCCUCUCACAUUUAACUUUGUUUCAUCUCUUAAAGCUAUUUGCACUGAAAUUGCCAACUGCAGUCUGAAAGUUAAGUUCUUUGAUUUAGAAAGAGAGAGUGCCUGCUCCACAAAAGAACAAAAGAACAAUUCCUUUCCCAAGUUAAACAGAAAUAAAUACAUGGUAACUGACGGAGCAGCUUACAUUGGGAAUUUUGAUUGGGUAGGAAAUGAUUUUACCCAGAAUGCUGGCACAGGCCUUGUUAUCAACCAGGCAGAUGUGGAAAACAGCACAAGCAUCAUAAGGCAACUGAAAGGAGUGUUUGAAAGGGACUGGUAUUCACCCUAUGCCAAAAACUUACAACCAACAAAACAGCCAAACUGCUCCAGCCACAAACUUAACAAAUUGGUAACAAACAAGACUGCUGCAGCAUACAAUACAAGCGAGAAUGACCCCUUGAGUGUACAACAUGAAUGA
Molecule: messenger RNA, 1623 nt
Organism: Trichosurus vulpecula (common brushtail)
Lineage: Eukaryota; Metazoa; Chordata; Mammalia; Diprotodontia; Phalangeridae
Gene: PLD5
Product: phospholipase D family member 5
Exons: 10
Coding region: 1-1623 (540 amino acids)
Molecular function (GO): catalytic activity
Source: RefSeq, a predicted model, not a curated record